GAAGACUAGAACCAAGAGGGGACACAUACAUGUAUGUUGUGUGCAUAAGUCUUCUGUAGUGUUGUUACUACAUAACCCACCACCAGCCCAUUGAUCAUAUCAACGCGAGGAACUGCGCUUGUUUCAUACUAAACUCUCAACAAUCACAUACCAUAAACUAAUGAUACAAACUCUCUCCAAAUGACUUCUCUUUCACCUUCAAUGUCUUCAGAGACAUAAUACUUCAUUCUCUGCAGAAAUUAGGUUUCAUCACCUUUUCGCUUACUGUAUGUAGCCAAAGCCCAUAUCUAUAACGGUCUGUCUUAGAUGAAGACAGUGUAGGCAGUACAUUAUCACCUUCAAAACAACAUACGGACCCAGAUAGAUGAGGCCUGGCUACUCAUCAAUCUCAACCACAACCAAGCCAAGUUACCGAAUGAAGCCUUGCGUUUUCCUGCCUGGUUUGAUUUGGGGUUGAACUCUGAUGGAAAGGUGCCGUAUGAUUAUCCUGUCUUAGGUGUUACUCCUAUAAACUCUUAAGGAAUAACGACUCUAUAGUAAUUCAUGUUAACAAACGUAUGUUUUUGGUACUUGUAUCAUACUGUACACUAUGGUACAUAGUACAGUACACAAAAGAUUACACCUAGUGAUAUACAGAUGUAGGAAUGUAAUUUGAGCCAGUUUGCUACAGCAGGGAAAUAAUCCUGCAGCAAUAGGAAAUGUGAAUUAUUAUGUGAAUUAUAAUUGACAUUUUUUGUAGGGGUUGAUAUAUUUUUCUUUAGAGAAAAUCAAGUCUUGACAUUUUAAAGUGGAAAUUAUAAACUUUUAAUACACUACAAGUUUGCAUUCUUCCUGCAAUGAGUGAUAAAUUAAGAUCCUACAUCUGUAGCCUAUCAGUAAUUUGGUUAUUUGGAUGGCAGUCAUUUGACUUGACAGGGUAAUGAUGUGGUAUCCUUCUGCUUAAAUCUUCAUUAUAACCUUAAACCAAUCACUGUAAAGGUUGCUAAUGGUGGGCUCAAUAAUCAAUCCACUGAUUGGAUGCCCCUAUAUUCUAAUAUGGUCUGGUCUAUAUUCUAGUAAUAUAGACCAGAUCAGUCUCUCAAAAUGUGGUUUUUGUAUGGUAAAUCUGGGACUAAACUAUGGGAAAAUUGUAAUGUAUUUUUGAAGCCUCGUUUGUGGUUUAUUUGUUGUUGCAUAUUUUACAGCAGUAAGAUCUGUGGGAAAUUAUGACCACUCAAUGACGUUGGUAAUUUUUUUACUUAAAUUAUUCUCGCUAUUGAACAACAUCUGGAUUUGUUUUAAUAUGCUACAGUUUUAGUAGUUGCUAUUUGUCACCUGGAUUUUACAAACGGUUUACAAAUAAAAUAAACAGAAAGGCAAAAAAAAUGUUUUUCAAAAUCCUGAUAGUACAAACAUUGUUUUUAGAUGAUUGAUUAUUUGUGUGUUAUUUUUUGAAUGUAUUUAAACUGGUUUAACUGGUUAAUUUGCCCUAUUUGUAUUAUUAGAGUUAAAUGUAACGUUUCGUUUCUGUAGUACCUCCUCAGCUCACACGACACAUCCCAGAAGUCAGUGUGUUCUACAAUAUUAACAAGGGGCAAGCAAUGCUGAGAAAUUUGAUUAUGUCAUGAACUUCAUGAACAAGCUGGCAGGAAACGAGUAUGUGGGUUUCAGCAAUGCCACAUUCCAGUCAGAGAGGGAGUCUGGAGAUCGUAACUUUGCUAUCGGCUACUACCUUAAGGAGAAGAAGUGCUUUCCAGAGGGGACAGACAUGACCUCCAUUUUAGACCUCUACUUCCAGCUGUGCUCCAUCGAGGUGACCUGUGAAAGCGCUAGCGUCAUGGCGGCAACCCUGGCCAAUGGCGGCUUCUGUCCAAUCACAGGCGAGCGCGUGCUGGGCCCAGAGGCGGUACGGAACACCCUGAGCCUCAUGCACUCCUGCGGCAUGUACGACUUCUCGGGGCAGUUCGCUUUCCACGUUGGACUUCCAGCUAAGUCGGGCGUGGCAGGGGGCAUCCUGCUGGUGGUGCCCAACGUCAUGGGUAUCAUGUGCUGGUCCCCGCCACUGGACAAGCUGGGUAACAGUGUACGAGGAAUCCAGUUCUGCACGGAUCUGGUGUCCCUUUGCAACUUCCACAACUACGACAACCUGAAGCACUUUGUCAAGAAGCUGGAUCCUCGCAGGGAGGGCGGAGACCAGAGGGUGAAGUCGGUCAUCAAUCUUCUGUUUGCUGCAUACACUGGCGAUGUGUCUGCACUGAGGAGGUUUGCUCUGUCUUCCAUGGACAUGGAGCAGAGGGACUAUGACUCCAGGACAGCCCUCCAUGUGGCUGCAGCAGAAGGGCAUGUCGAGGUGGUCAAGUUCCUUUUGGAGGCAUGCAGGGUCAACCCUGUUCCCAAAGACAGGUGGGGUAACACACCAAUGGAAGAGGCAGUGCACUUUGGACACCACGACGUUGUGACCAUGCUCCAGGACUACAACAACAAGUACAGUCCACCAGGGGGUGCCACUGAGGACAAAGAGAAGGAGAUAUCAGAGAAGAACAUUGAUGGCCUACUAUGAGCAAACUAAUACUCUUAUAUAUAUCCAUAGAAAUAAAAUAACUAGAACGGACGUUCCCAUUGAAAUUAUAUAUACGUGAUCUGAGCAGCUUGGUCCUUUCCAGUCAUUCUAUUUCUAUGUCCCCAUUAACUAUCCGUGUGUGGUCUCUUUGUCACGUUAGUGGUAGGUCACGUAUACUGUUGAUAAUGCUGUAUUGUUGGUUUUGUAUAAAAGUAUUGUAUUUCUAGUAUUUGAAAAAACGACAGUGUUUAAAAAAAUAUUGACCUUUGACUUUUUCCCGAUGUUUUUUGGGUUGAUGUUUCCUUUCGCUUCGCUUUAUGUCAUACUGCUCACCUCUCCCUCAGUGUGUCAGCACGAUGUGUAAUGUAUUUUCUACAUUUAAGUGCACAAAACAUUUCUCUUUAUGUACAACAUUGUAAAACCUGAACGUAUCCAUAAGAUAACGUGUACAUUUAUGUAAUGUGUGUAUAUCCCUGAAAGUAAUAUAAUAUCAGAGGUAGAUGGAUUCAGUGUAAAUACUAUUUAAUCUGAAGUGAUUCUCACUGGUACAGCUUUUGAAGGAAAUUGGUAAAGUCCACACACUGUGCAUUAGGCUUAAGUUGGACUAUUUAUGAGGCAGAAUGCGUUAAACUAUUCCACACAUUCACAGAUCUAGGUAGCCUGGUUGCAAAGCUGUUUGGACUGUAUAUGGCACUGGCUAUACAGGCCAGACAGAUCUGGGACCACAGGCUAUGGUUUAAGACCUCUGGUCUUUUGAUUUAGGCCUAGUGGCUUCAUAUGAAUUGAAAGUAUGGCAUUAUGUGGAGUGAGUUUAGUUUUGUUGGUUUGCUAUUUGAUAGCUAGACAGUUUUGCACCUUUUUCUCCAAAAUAAAAUAAAAAAUCAUUUGAUUGUUCUAUAAUCUUAUUUUAAUUUUGGAGUAGUAAGGGGGUUAUUUGUUUAAGUGUCAGCCAAAGCUUUUCUGUACGUUUGCUCCACCUGAAUAGUCUCGUCGGCGACUUAAAAAAGAAAAGAAAAAGCAUAUUAUACGUGAGCCGCCUCAGGAGCAAUACAAUUCAACCAGCAGCCAUGUGCUCUUUACAGACAGGUUCCCCACCUAUGCUAAGUCCAAUUUUAGGGAAAAACAUAACUCUUCGAAACACUGAUUUAUCACUUCAUGGAUACAGCCGUGUCAAUGGUGUUGCUAUUAUGUCUUGUCACACAAGUUUACUUAUUUGUCAGAUAUUUGGUUUUACAUGGAUUUUAUCUUCAGUUAUAGGCAGUGCAUUACACUUUAAUGAAUGUUUUUAGUUUGGAACAACUCCACAACGGUGGACUUUAAAUCUUGCCAUGCUCACCCAAAUGCCUCUUUUGGGUAGAGAUAAAAUAGUUAUCCUUAUGGGCCUGUAUGUAAGCAGAUUAUAAACUAAUGGUUCACUUUUUAUGCAGAUACGCAUAUUGAUUGUUUAACUGUUUAGAGUGUAAAAGUGUAAAAUAAAUGAAAAGGCAGGCUGUUUUGGUGAGAACUGUGUGUAUAUUUGUUUGUUAUUGACUAUGGGAGGGACAGUGACUACAAAUCUGGUAAUGACAGAGGACCAUGCCAACAAAAUCUCAAGCCCUAUACUAUUGUUCUAAAAGUACCUAAGGCAACUUACUUGUGACUUGAUGAAUAUAUAUUUAUAUUGAAUAACUCAUCUCAAGUAUUCAGUGUUGCUUUCAUUGGAUUUGACUUGACUUUGUCUCCCCAGUCCCUGUUGCACAAGAAGCCUCGUAUGUAUGAGUGUUUAUUGUUCCCCUAUGUAGGUGCAGGUCAACUUCAACAUUAACUAAUUAUUUUGAAUGUACCACAGGUGUAUACUGUCAUCAUCAGUUUGUUUUCAUUCAAGUAUAUCUGCUUUAGCUGUGUGUUGCAGGCAAUGGAGAUAUAUUUAUUUCAAUGAUCAAACAAUAAAUAAAGAACUUUAAAUAUG
Messenger RNA from Oncorhynchus masou masou (cherry salmon), 4487 nucleotides. RefSeq names its product glutaminase kidney isoform, mitochondrial-like. The record is from RefSeq and is a predicted model, not a curated record. The coding region runs from base 1604 to 2539 and encodes 311 amino acids. Lineage: Eukaryota; Metazoa; Chordata; Actinopteri; Salmoniformes; Salmonidae. The transcript is spliced from 11 exons. Gene Ontology annotation, molecular function: protein binding; glutaminase activity. Gene Ontology annotation, biological process: L-glutamine catabolic process.